AAUCAGUACAGCAGGGUCCUGGAGUAUCCACAUAGGACAAGGCUUUCCAAUGAACUUGGCCACCACCAGGGAGAAGUAACACUUCCUUCUGCAAGACAAGUGUCACCUUGAGUUAGCAUGAUCGAGAAUACCAUUACAUAUUUCUCCGUGUGUCUGGAGCAAGGUUCCCAGAAGAAUGUUAUUGGAACCGGUGAAGUCAGGAUUCAGGCUGGUGUGAGGGAUCCUGUGCCCCAGCCAUAAAACCUCAUGUGAAGACUAUCAAUGCGGGUCAGCACCCUACCACCCGGCUCAAGAAUGCCCAGGGUACAUAUCAAACCCACAUCCACCAGGGCCGCAGAGCCGACAGAGACAUCCUUUUUGUUCUUAGACUAGGUCAGAGCCCUGGGGACCAUGGAGGCUACAACUUAUUCUUAUUUAUUUAUUUAUUUAUUUAUUUAUUUAUUUAUUUAAUUUUAUUUUCGGAGCUGGGGACCGAACCCAGGGUCUUGCGCUUGCCAGGCAAGCACUCUACCACUGAGCUAAAUCCCCAACCCCUAUUGUUAUUAUUUUAUCGUUAUUUAGUACUAGGACUUAAGCCCAGGGCUUCCUGGAGCUCUACCCGUGAGCACUUCCCCAGCCCACUCACUUCGGGGAUUCUGGGCGGGGCUCCACCCUGACCAUGCCCAGUCCUUAGCUGCGGGACUCUAGAAGGCGCUGUAUACUUCUGGUUGCUGUUUUGAUGGUUCAGGGUUUGCUCUGCAGCCCCAGCUGGCCAUAACUGGUUAUGUAAACAAGGUUGGCUUUGAAUUCCUGGAGAUCUUUCUGCCUCUACCGGCCUGAUCCUGGGCUUGAAGGCGUGAGCCACCAGCCACACCUGCUGACUCAGGUUGACAGGUCUUGCUUGACCUGUGUGGCCCUUGUUUGCUCGGUGUAAGCUAGCAAGCAGCCUUUGAGCUCAUGAAGUGCUUGCUUCUAUCCCUCAAAUCUCUAGGAUGUGAGGGUCCUUCCUAGUUACAAGCUCAGAUAAACCGUGACCAUUGUACUCUGCCCACUGUGGGCAGAAGCCCAAAACGGAAACACGGGACAUGCCCAGCACAGAGGGGAAUGGCUCCACAGGUGUGCACUGUCAUAAAAGUUCUUGCAAUUGCACCUUCCAGACGGUGCGUUUAUUAUGCUCCAUUGUGGAUCAAUAAAGAUUGCAUGGAGCUGAAGAUAAACUGCAUGAAGGAAUGUUCCUGGGGCUGUUGGAAAACAAGUCAUUCCAACCCCAGGGCUAGAGACCACACAUACAUUUGAAGUGCAAGUGUCUAGUUAGCUGGGCGGGAGACUCCUGAUGAAUGAACAGCUUGGGAUCAGCAGGUAGAGGAGCUUGCACCCAAGCCUGAGGACCUGAGUUCAAUCCCCAGGAUCCACAUAGUAGAGGGGGAAGGCCGCUGCCAAUACCUGCUCCACGAAUAGCUGGUGGAGGACUUUGAAUGGGGAAACUGCUAUUAUUUGGUGCUUUGAGGCCGGGACUUCUGUCUGCAAUGAUGUGUGAAGCCAUAUGUAAACCAGGUCUCUCCCCAGCUUCGCCCCAGCAGCUGGCCCCAGCAGCUGGCCCAUGAACAACCUCAUGAGCUUGAUUGGGGAAGGCUUCAGUGGGCAAAGCGCUCAUCUGGGUUCCACUGUGCACUAGCCACAGAAAGUGGUCCCUUGUUGGGUUGUGCCCCCAUCCUUGGUUGUUUUUUGAGACAGAAAACAGAGUCUUACUGUGUAGCCCAGGCUAGCCUUUAACUCUAGACCCUUCUCUUUAGUCUGUGACUUGAGCACUCUUGGAUUACUGACUUCUUUGCUUAGAGGCAGAGCCCUAGCCCAGAGUGAUCCUCCUGUGCCUGCCUCCUGAGGGUUAGGAUUAAAGGUAUGGGCCAGUCACCACACCUGGCACCUUCCUUUGGUUUUAAAAUGGUUUGUUCUUGGGCUGGAGAGAUGGCUCAGGAGUUAAGAGCACUGACAGCUCUUCCAGAGCUCCUGAGUUCAAUUCCCAGCAACCAUAUGGUGGCUCGCAACCAUCUGUAAUGGGAAAUGAUGCCUUCUUCUGGUGUGUCUGAAGACAGCUACAGUAUACUCACAUUCAUAAAAUAAAUAAAUAAAUAAACCUUAAAGAAAUAAAAUGAUUUGUUCUCACCACAUUGUAACAAAAAUAAAUUCUCAAAGACACUGAACUAAAUGAAGGCUGGCCAGGCCCUGGCCAAAGUGUGCUUGCCUAGAUUGGUGGGGACUCAGCUUUACCACUUGAGGAAAAAGAAUGCAGAGAACUCCCUUGUGAACCAGGUCUGGCAGCACAUGCUGUCACUUAGAACAAACUUCAUGGCCACCACGGGCUGCAGAGUGAGUUAAAACAAGCCAGAUAUAAGUGACCCCAAGAAGUGUUCAGAUUCAGACACUGAUGGUGACUGUCAAAGAUGAGGACCAAGGGAGUUCAUGUUUCACCCAUACCUGAGCUUCAAUAUAGGGCAAUGAGAAAGGUCUGAAGGGCUGUGGGACCUAGUGAAAACAUACUAGGGGUUGAGACCAGAGGAGUGCAGGGAGCCGAGGCGAAGCCUGGACAAUACGGUACCUUCCAGACCAGUGUGGGUGGGGUGCUGAGACACUGUUUCAAAAUUAAAAAACAAAAACAAGCAACAAAACAAAAACCAGGGAGUAUUGUUUAGUGGGUAGCGCUCUCGCCUUUAGGACACGAGGCCCCACCAAAGCAAAAAGCGGGUAAGGUAGUUCAGGCGUACCAUCCCAGCAAGGAGGAUCAGGAGCACAGGAGUCUCACACAGUGACUGGGGCGCCAAGUCUAGGAAUAUAAUAGGAAACUAAACAAGUAUGAUUUGACUGAUGCUGGUCGCCGAAGUCCUGUAAUGUUCUUGCUGAGAGUCUAUCUGCAAACCCUAAAAAGACUGGUCUAACCCCUCGGGGUCCUGCUCGUCUGGAACACCACCCGCGUUUAAGACGCACGCGCGGGGUUGGGGAUUUAGCUCAGUGGUAGAGCGCUUGCCUAGCAAGCGCAAGGCCCCGGGUUCGGUCCCCAGCUCCGGAAAAAAAAGAAAAGAAAAAGAAAAAAAAAGACGCACGCGCAGCCGAGCGUGGGAAACCGAUAGUACAGCCGAUUACACCGCUGCGGAAGUAGUACAGCGCCAGUGGCUGCCAUUUCUCCUACAGGGGCAGGGGAGGCGCCGCGCGCAUGCGCCUCAAUUGGGGGCGGAGCCUCGCCGAAAAAGAUCUCGCGAGAGCCCGGCCUGCGAUCUUGUGGCCGCCCCCUGUUCCCGACCUCCGGACUGCGCUGCAGCGUCAGCUUCACUCUGUCUCGGUCUUCUCUCGCCGGCGCUCCCGGCUUUGCCGCCUUCCACCUUCUGCCCGGCCUAGGCCGCAGCCCCGGGCCCGGUUCGCGCUGCCCCCUAUGGGCCCCGGCUGAGGUGCCGCCGCCGGCCGCAGAGCCCUGAUGCUGGCCCGGAGGAAGCCGGUGUUACCGGCGCUCACCAUCAACCCUACCAUCGCUGAGGGCCCGUCCCCCACCAGCGAGGGCGCCUCCGAGGCACACCUGGUGGACCUCCAGAAGAAGUUGGAAGAGCUGGACCUGGAUGAACAGCAGAGGAAGCGGCUGGAGGCCUUCCUUACCCAGAAGGCCAAGGUUGGUGAGCUCAAGGACGACGACUUUGAGAGAAUCUCAGAACUGGGUGCAGGCAAUGGCGGCGUGGUCACAAAGGCCCGGCAUAGGCCCUCUGGCCUCAUCAUGGCCAGAAAGCUGAUCCACCUGGAGAUCAAGCCAGCUGUCCGCAACCAGAUCAUCCGGGAGCUGCAGGUGCUGCAUGAGUGCAACUCACCGUACAUCGUGGGCUUUUAUGGGGCCUUCUACAGCGACGGCGAGAUCAGCAUCUGCAUGGAGCACAUGGACGGUGGCUCACUGGACCAGGUACUGAAGGAGGCCAAGCGCAUUCCCGAGGACAUCUUAGGGAAGGUCAGCAUUGCGGUGCUCCGGGGCCUGGCGUACCUCCGCGAGAAGCACCAGAUCAUGCAUAGAGAUGUGAAGCCCUCCAACAUUCUGGUGAACUCUCGUGGAGAGAUUAAGCUGUGCGACUUCGGAGUGAGCGGCCAGUUGAUUGACUCCAUGGCCAACUCAUUUGUAGGGACACGCUCCUACAUGUCCCCAGAACGGCUGCAGGGCACCCACUACUCUGUGCAGUCGGACAUCUGGAGCAUGGGGCUGUCGCUGGUGGAGCUGGCCAUCGGGAGGUACCCCAUCCCCCCACCUGAUGCCAAGGAACUAGAGGCCAGCUUUGGCCGGCCUGUGGUGGACGGGGCAGAUGGAGAGCCCCAUAGUGUCUCACCGCGGCCCCGGCCCCCUGGACGCCCCAUCAGUGUAGGUCAUGGGAUGGACAGCCGACCAGCCAUGGCCAUCUUUGAGCUGCUGGACUACAUAGUGAAUGAGCCACCUCCCAAGCUGCCCAGUGGUGUGUUCAGCUCAGACUUCCAGGAGUUUGUGAAUAAAUGUCUCAUUAAGAACCCAGCAGAGCGUGCAGACCUCAAGCUGCUGACGGUGAGUGAGUGGAGGUGUCUCCUGGGCCAAGGACUGGGGCUGUCUGCCGGACGGGAAAAGUCUGGAUGCUGCCAGUCUCGGCAGUCUGAUGUUAGAAGUGGUGCAGAGGUGAGGGUGUGCUUCGAUGCCCACCUCUUGAUUCUUAAAGGCCGUGUCUCACAGCCAUCAAGGGCUUAGGCCACCUGUGAGGUUGAGGAUUGACAUGAAAACACUCAUAGACCUGCACCGUGAAAGCUCUCCACCUACAAGGCGGGCCAGCAGAGCCCGGAGACUCCCAGGCAGGUCUUAGCACCCCCCACCCCACCGCACACACACCCCCCUUCCUAGACACACCUAAUCUGGUUUAAGCACCAUCUGUCUAUUUUUUAGGCCCCUAAGAAAGAAAGCCAUUCUAGGCACAGACACGUGUACCCCUGCUCCACCCCAGGGGCGGGGAGGUGAACACAGGCGCCUCCUCACUGAGAACAGCCUCGCAUGCCCGCCAUGCCAACACCGAGACAGCCACUCAGGCACACACCCACCUUCCCAGCACUCUGGGAGGUGAGACAAGAAGAUUAAAACGUCAGAAUUAUCUUUGACUACAUAGAAGUUUAAGGCCAGCCUUGGCUACAUGAGCACUGUCUCAAAAAGAAAAAAGAA
Rattus norvegicus (Norway rat) is the source of this 5179-nucleotide messenger RNA. The record is from RefSeq and is a predicted model, not a curated record. NCBI's taxonomy places the organism in Eukaryota, Metazoa, Chordata, Mammalia, Rodentia, Muridae.